Messenger RNA from Penicillium argentinense, 1743 nucleotides. RefSeq names its product glutathione S-transferase family protein. The transcript has 6 exons. The record is from RefSeq and is a predicted model, not a curated record. Bases 1 to 1743 code for a protein of 580 amino acids. Gene Ontology annotation, cellular component: cytoplasm. NCBI's taxonomy places the organism in Eukaryota, Fungi, Ascomycota, Eurotiomycetes, Eurotiales, Aspergillaceae.
AUGGUCGUACUGACGGUAGCCGCUGGGUGGUGGGCCGGACCACGCCGCUUCAACCGCCCUCCCUUUCUUCUCCGCAUCGCCAAAAGCAGCGCUCCUAUCCCCCACACGGCUAUGGAUUCCGACCUGCGGCCUCCUUCCCCUCGUCCCCUAGCGGCUACGAUCAGCAUCGUCGAUGAAACGCCAAGUUUAGCUGCGCAGCUAACUUCUUUCCAUCCCGACUCGCAGCCUUUUGCCUCCUUUCGCGGCCUCGACAAUGUCGCGCCUCAGUCUCAUAUCCACAAUGCGACGCCCGUGGCGGGGCAAGACGCGAUAGCUUUAGAGACCAGUGCGCAUGGUGCCCCGGGGGAUGAAAUCGCUCUCCUACAAUCAACGGGUCAAUCCUUCCAGCAACCCACUGGCAACUACGAUGGACUAGCACCGGAGCCAAUGGCAGCGAGUUUCGCGGGUCAGUUGCAAGGCAUGAAACUGGUCCCAGAUCCGCCAGAUCUGGAAUUCUGGAGGGAGCGACUGUUCCACAUUGAUGAAACGAUUACUAUGAGCGAAGAAGAAUUCCAGACAUACUUCCCACACGUCGACAAUGUCUAUUCCCACCGCUCAACCCAGCGCUACAAACGCAGACCAUUUGUUGCUCACUAUUGGGACUGUCGCCUCAAAGGUCGGCCUCCCGGCACGCCCAAGUCCGACGAUCCGAAUAAGAAGAAACGCAAACGCACUGCAAGGGAAAGGGAUCUUUGUGAUGUUAAGAUCAAGAUUACGGAGUACUUACCGGGGGCCGCGACUGUUGACAGAACGGGUGGGUUUGAAUCAUUGCCUGCAGACCUAUUGCCAGGAACACACACUUUAUACCCUGUCCAAAGCAACCAGUCCUUCGGCGUCCUUGCGCCAAACCCCCACCUCCCACAAGAUCAUCCUGGAGCAGGUGGGGGAAGGUAUUUCGCGAUCCAACGAGUGAAUGGCAAUGGUGCGAAUGGAAAGAAUGAUGGCGUGAGUGGGGGCCACCGACACACACUUGAAGAAAGCGAUCGUGUCAAGAAGAAUAGCGUCCAACGCUACCUUUUAAAGGAAGGUAAAGAGAAAAAGAAAGCAACGCGCGUAUGGAUUUCUCUUGAACUGAAAGGCAUUCCAUACCAGUACAUCGAAAUCGAUCCAUAUCAGAAGCCCCAGUCCCUGCUGAAAAUUAACCCACGAGGCCUUGUGCCAGCAUUGCAGCAUGAUGACUGGGGCUGCUAUGAAAGCAGCGUGCUCAUGGAAUAUAUUGAAGAUUUAGGUAUUGGACGGUCACUUUUUCCAGCUGACCCGAAGCUGCGUGCACAUUGUCGGUUAUGGGCAGACCAUAUCAACCGGAAUAUUGUACCAAGUUUUUACCGAGUGCUUCAAGAGCAGGAUCAGGAUAAGCAAAUCACCAAUGCUCAAGAACUUCGGAAUGCUCUCAAUCAACUCAUGACAGCCGCCCAUCCCGGCGGGCCAUUUUUCAUGGGAUCACAGAUUUCCUUUGUGGACAUUCAAGCUGCACCAUGGGUCCUUCGGCUUAGCCGAGUGCUGAAGCCCUACCGAGGAUGGCCAGAUCCCGAGGAAGGGGGCAGAUUAGCCUCAUGGGUGACCGCUAUUGAGGCAAACGAACAUGUUCGCGCAACAACCAGCACCGAUGAGCUAUAUCUGGACAGUUAUGAACGCUACGCCGAAAAUCGACCGAACACAUCCCAGGUCGCAAAUGCGAUCAAUUCUGGACGAGGUCUCCCGUAG